This is a messenger RNA of Triticum turgidum subsp. durum (durum wheat), 1020 nucleotides long. NCBI's taxonomy places the organism in Eukaryota, Viridiplantae, Streptophyta, Magnoliopsida, Poales, Poaceae. The record is from the annotation of a GenBank genome assembly.
AUGGCGCCGCUCGUGCCGUCGUCACAACCAUGGGUGGAGAAAUACCGGCCGAGGCAGGUGAAGGACGUCGCGCACCAGGAGGAGGUGGUCCGGGUGCUCACCAACACCCUCGAGACCGCCGACUUGCCGCACAUGCUGUUCUACGGUCCGCCUGGCACGGGGAAGACCACCACUGCGCUUGCCAUUGCAUACCAGCUCUACGGUCCAGAGCUCUACAAGUCAAGAGUUUUGGAGCUUAAUGCGAGUGAUGAACGGGGAAUUAAUGUGGUGAGGACAAAGAUCAAGGAUUUUGCUGCUGUGGCUGUUGGUUCUGCACGGAAAGGUGGUUAUCCCUGCCCACCAUACAAGAUUAUUAUACUAGACGAAGCAGAUUCGAUGACAGAAGAUGCCCAGAAUGCAUUGAGGCGUACUAUGGAGACUUACUCCAAAGUGACAAGAUUCUUUUUCAUAUGCAAUUAUAUCAGCAGGAUAAUAGAGCCACUUGCAUCAAGAUGUGCAAAGUUUAGGUUCAAGCCUCUUUCAGAAGAUGUGAUGAGCAACCGCAUUUUGCAUAUAUGCAAUGAAGAAGGGCUCACUCUGGAUGCUCAGGCGCUAUCCACAUUAAGUGCCAUCUCUCAAGGAGAUCUUCGUCGUGCUAUAACUUAUCUUCAGAGUGCAGCUCGCUUAUUUGGAUCUUCUAUUUCUUCCAGCGACCUGAUUAGUGUUUCAGGGGCUAUCCCUGAAGAUAUUGUCAAGUCAUUGCUUGUAGCAUGCAAAUCUGGUGAAUUUGAUGUGGCAAACAAGGAAGUUAGCAAUAUUAUUGCAGACGGAUAUCCAGUUUCCCAGCUGCUCUCGCAGUUUCUAGAUGUGAUUGUUAAUGCGGAUGAUAUUCCAGAUGAGCACAAGGCAAGAAUAUGUAGAAAGCUUGGGGAAGCUGAUAAGUGCUUGGUCGAUGGGGCAGAUGAGUAUUUACAGCUCUUAGAUAUGGCCAGUGAGACAAUCCGUGCUCUGUUUAACAUCCCGCAAGGGUUGGUCUUCUAA